Molecule: messenger RNA, 1935 nt
Organism: Peronospora matthiolae
Lineage: Eukaryota; Oomycota; Peronosporomycetes; Peronosporales; Peronosporaceae
Source: the annotation of a GenBank genome assembly
AUGGAAGACAAGUUUGAUGAAGGUCCGCGCAACUACAACGAUGAGUCAAGUGCCGUUGAGUUUGAUGAUCAAGACGAGGACGAAGAAAAAGAAGAAGGUAAAACUGACGACGACAUGGACUCGAGCGACGAUGACAACGAAGACACCAGGUCUUCAAAGAGCAACAUCAAGAGACACACGCGCACUCAAUCACUUGAGAAAGCUACCGUCAUUCCAAGUCCCAAGCAAAGAACGUACAGAGGUCCGUCGCUUGAGCAUGUGUCAGCGGCUGCAAUGGAUUUUGAAGCAGCCUACAUCGUUGAUUCAGUGGGGAAACGCCGACUACAUUCAAAGAAACGACACGUGGGAAAUCGUGCCUCUUCCGAAGGUCGCAAGGCCAUCGGGUGCCGAUGGGUUUUUCGUGUAAAGGAGAAUCAAGAUGGCGAAGUUGAACGUUUCAAGGCAAGACUUGUGGCCAAAGGAUUCUCACAGAAAUUCGGAGUUGACUAUGAAGAAACUUUCGCACCGGUGGCCAAGUUCACAUCGAUUCGUGUGGUGCUCAGUAUGGCGGCCAAGUACGGCCUAAUGCUACAUCAGAUGGACGUCAAGACAGCGUUUCUUAACGGCUCCCUCAACGAAGACAUCUACAUGGACCAGCCGGACGGAUACCUGGAUGCAACACAGCCGGACUAUGUGUGCAAGCUAAAGAUAUCACUCUACGGCUUGAAGCAAUCGCCUCGCAUGUGGAACCAAACAAUCGAUGGGUUCAUGAUCAAGAUGGGAUUCAAGAAGUGCGAAUCGGACCACUGCAUCUACAUCAAGCGAGACGACCAAGACAUGAUUAUCGUGGUGCUCUACGUCGAUGAUCUCAUCCUGGCCAGCAGCAACAACGAACUCCUCAAGUCGACCAAGAUGGCGCUGAACAAACGCUUCGAAAUGACGGAUCUCGGUGAGCUCGAUUACUUUCUUGGCAUGGAGAUCAAGAACGACCGUAAGACGGGAAUGGUGACUGUGCAACAAACCAUGUUUCUCAAGUCCGUGUUGACCAAGUUCGGAAUGGAUAACAGCAAGCCAGUGAAGACGCCUCAAGAUCCCGGCCUGAAGCUAACCAAGAACAUGUGUGAACAAGAAUGCAAGCACGAAGACACCAUGUGCAACGUGCCAUAUCGAAGUGCUGUCGGAGGCAUCAUGUAUCUCAUGGUCGCCACACGUCCGGAUCUAGCUGCUGCAGUGGGAUCAUUAUCCCAGUUCUCGUCCGACCCAUGCCCGACUCACUGGCAAGCUUUGAAGCGUGUGCUGAGAUACCUGCAAGCAACGCCCAAUCAUGGUCUUGAGUUUACACGUGAAGAAGGAAGCCGUAUCUGCGGGUACACCGACGCAGACUGGGCCGGCGACAUUGAGUCAAGACGAAGUACAAGCGGCUAUGUGUUCAUGAUGAACGGAGGAUGCAUCAGCUGGAAAAGCCAGAAACAACGGACGGUCGCGCUAUCUUCAAAAGAAGCAGAAUACAUGGCGCUUUCCGAAGCAACCAAAGAAGCAGUAUGGCUCAAGGUGCUUUUGGGGGAACUUGGUGAGAUGACAAGCGACGAAGCGAUCAAGAUGUAUGAAGACAACCAAGGAUCAAUCGCUCUCGCCAAGAACCCGGAGUUCCAUAAGAGAACAAAACACAUCGACAUACGCUACCAUUUUGUGCGUGAGAAGGUGGAAUCAGGUGAAGUCGUUUUGGAGUAUUGCCCGACUCAAGAUAUGCUGGCAGACAUGAUGACCAAGCCGAUCGCCGCUGUACAAUUUGAAAACAUUCGCGAUCGACUUGGGAUCCAAGGUGCCGCAGCUAACGAGUCGAGAGGGAGUGUUGAAAAGACAGCGGCUGUGAAGAAGACACCUCGUCAAGCUGCGUCAAGUGUUGAAGCAAGUGGAAGACCAAGCUUCGCUAUGUUGAAAAGACAGCGGCUGUGA